CUUCGGAUCCCAGUAGGCCUGGCCAUUGCCGUUCCGUUCCCAUCUCUGCCAUUCACAUACGACCCAGGCCCGCCCAGAGACAGCACACGCACACACAGCAGCUCGCAACCGGAUUCCAAAUCAGUUCCCAGACCCCGACAAUGGCCGAAGGCUUCAAAAAAUACUUCAACGGUACCACCAUCAGCGGCCGCGCCAACGUGGCCAAGGCCACGUAUGCCACGUUGGCUCUGCUAUUCAUCUUGUAUCGCAUGCGCCGCGGGUCGAGUAAGCAGUCCCAGCUAGCUAGCGAUACCUGCAGCUGCGAUGCAGAGGCAGAUCCGAUGCCCCACGGUGAUACUGGCAUCUAUGGCACCGAUCCCGACUGCUCCGUGUGCCGGGAUCGAUCUGAGCGGGCAAUGAGCGAGUAUGAUCGUGAGCAACGGCGAAAGGCGGCGGCCGAGGAUAAUGGGUGUCGCGACGAUCCGCCGCCACCACCGCCAUCCAAUGGCGGAGCAGGCUCUAGCAAGCCGCGGGCCAAGUGCCCCUGCGAGGACUCUCAGAAACGAGUGAACAGCGCCUUAAAGAACAAUAGCAACAGCAGCCACAGUAAGGCGUGGAGUCAUCAGCUACAGCCCCCGAACCAGUAUCGGCAGCAUUUCCAGCAGCAAAGCGCACCCACACCAUCGGAGCAGGAAAAUCCGGUCGGCGAGCUGAUCGGGCAGGUGCACGAUGCUGUCUCCCGAGUGGUGCGAGGCGUCGUUGGCGCUGUGCUGGGCGGUGCGGCGGUCAGCACCACCGGCAGCAGCAGUGUGGGCGAGGCCCAAUCCCAGUCCUACUACGAACAGGACGAGGACGAAGAGGAGGACGAGGAGGAGGAGGAGUGGGAUGACGGUCAGGCGUAUGGAUCCCGCAAUAAUCCGCUCUUCUGCACGCCCACUUCCAACAACAAUGGCACGUCGAGGCCAACGGAGGAGACCGCGACGGAUAGUUACAAUGCCUUCAGUGAUGGCUUCGCCUCAGAUAUGUUCUUUACCAGCGACGCGAAGUGAGCGACGGUUAGCCAGGGCUAUUCCGGGUCUAUGAGGGCGCCUGGAGUGGGAUCUAAAUUUAUGGUUAUCUUAAUAAAUUUGUCAAAAGGCCCAUCUAUCUCGGCA
This is a messenger RNA of Drosophila serrata, 1133 nucleotides long. RefSeq lists its product as uncharacterized. Gene Ontology annotation, cellular component: proton-transporting ATP synthase complex. NCBI's taxonomy places the organism in Eukaryota, Metazoa, Arthropoda, Insecta, Diptera, Drosophilidae. The record is from RefSeq and is a predicted model, not a curated record.